Molecule: messenger RNA, 3883 nt
Organism: Melozone crissalis (California towhee)
Lineage: Eukaryota; Metazoa; Chordata; Aves; Passeriformes; Passerellidae
Gene: HYCC1
Product: hyccin PI4KA lipid kinase complex subunit 1
Exons: 11
Coding region: 60-1607 (515 amino acids)
Biological process (GO): protein localization to plasma membrane; phosphatidylinositol phosphate biosynthetic process
Cellular component (GO): plasma membrane
Source: RefSeq, a predicted model, not a curated record
GCGGCCGCGGCGGAGCCGCCGGGCGGGAGGGCUGAAGGUUUUGAAGCAGAUGUUGGAAGAUGUUAGCUGUGGAUACUGGGGUUGUGGAGGAGUGGUUAUCAGAGUUCAAGACACUGCCAGAAGCAUCCAUAUCCAGCUAUGCUACCAGCUUGAAAGACAAGACUGCUUUGAUUUCAUCUCUUUACAAAGUAAUUCAGGAGCCACAGAGUGAACUUCUGGAGCCAGUUUGCCACCAGCUCUUUGAGUUCUACCGCAGCGGUGAGGAGCAAUUGCUGCGCUUUACGCUGCAGUUCCUGCCAGAAUUGAUGUGGUGCUAUCUUGCUGUCUCAGCCAGCAGGGAUUUGCAGAGCAGUGGAUGCAUAGAGGCUCUUCUCCUAGGAGUUUAUAACUUGGAGAUAGUUGACAAAGAGGGACAUAACAAAGUGCUGAGUUUCACAAUUCCUUCUUUGUCCAAACCUUCUGUCUAUCAUGAACCUUCUAGCAUUGGCUCCAUGGCUCUCACUGAAGGAGCUUUGUCACAGCAUGGUUUGUCCAGGGUUGUGUACAGUGGACCUCAUCCUCAGAGGGAGAUGCUGACAGCCCAGAACAGGUUUGAAGUGCUGACUUUCCUUCUGCUCUGUUACAAUGCUGCCUUAAGCUACAUGCCUGCAAUGUCUCUCCAGUCAUUGUGUCAAAUUUCUUCAAGAAUUUGUGUCUGUGGAUAUCCUCGCCAACAAGUGAGAAAGUACAAGGGAGUCAACAGUAGGAUUCCAGUUUCAUCUGAAUUCAUGGUCCAAAUGCUAACAGGGAUCUAUUAUGCCUUUUAUAAUGGAGAAUGGGAUCUGGCUCGAAAAGCAAUGGAUGAUGUUUUGUAUAGAGCACAGCUUGAGCUGUAUCCAGAACCUCUGCUGGUUGCUAAUGCAAUAAAAGCUUCAUUGCCUCAGGGUGCCAUGAAAUCUAGUAAAGAAGGUACAAGAUGCAUUCAGGUUGAGAUAACACCUACUUCAUCCAGAAUAUCAAGGAAUGCUGUGACUAGCAUGUCUAUAAGAGGGCAUAGAUGGAAAAGGCGUGAUAAUUCUGACUUAGCAAUUGAAGAAGAACUGAUAGAAGUAUCUGAAACCGAUGAAGGGUUUUACUCUAGGGCUACUUCUGGAACAAGUCAGUCUGCCCUGUCUAACAGCAGCACCAUGAGCAGCAAGAGCCUCUUAGGGAAGAGCCUACGAAGGUCUGGAGGAAGCAAAUCUGGAGGAAAAGAAAAAGAAGGGGAAACCUGCAGAGAGCAUUUGUCACGGAAACAAACUCAGAGAGCCAUGAGUGAGAAUCUAGAGCUUGUCUCUCUGAAGAGACUGACACUGACAACCAGUCAGUCCCUGCCUAAGCCUGGCAGCCACAGCCUGGCCAGAACGACCACCACUGUGUUUAGUAAAUCCUUUGAACAGGUCAGUGGUGUCCCAGUUCCAAAUAAUCGUGGUGGUGUCUCUGGUACAGAGGCAAACAGGUAUUCAGCUUGCAGUCUUCAGGAGGAAAAAUUGAUAUAUGGAACAGAAAGGACAGAUCUUCCUAUUUUAAGCAAACAACCUAAUCAGCAGCGACCUCCCAGUAUUAGCAUAACUUUGUCAACAGAUUGACAUUAAAUUGGCCAGUAUAAAAGAGAAAUUACUGAGACUUUAUCCUGAUAUUGGUACAUUAAGGUCUUAACAUGCCUUACGUUACUUCCUUAAGUCUCAAAUCCAAGUAAAUUCUUACUUGGCUCAUGUUUGACAGUAAUAGUGAAUAGAAAACAGUUAUAAUUAUUUUGAGUCAGCUUCUGAUAUCUUUACAACUUCAUGGAAAGUUUAUACCUUCACCAGCUGAACAAGUGUUAAUUGGUUGGGUGUCACUUGCCAAGGUGUGUGGAUUCUUACAGAUGUACAAUGUGGGAACAAAUAGAGUGUCUCUCCCAGAUUCUGCUUUUUGUCUUCCACUUGGCAUAGGCAAAACUACAAGUACUUAGGGAUUUUUUAGAAGGAGUCUUGCAGUAUUGUCAUGCAAUUUUGGAAGAGCAUUGUAAGAACAGACAUUUUCUUACAUGUGAGCUGUGCUUACAUGUAAAUAUAAACUAGAAGCAUCACUUCAUUGUUUGGUGUUCUGGUGGCUUUUGCAUUGGUAGUUAGUACAUGUAGCAAUGUUCAUACUUCUUUAUGCCUGUAUAAGUCCAAUUUUAGAUGCAUUUUGGUUUAUCUGUAUGUCUUGAAACUGGGCCUAAAGUAAUACAGUAGCAGAGCUUGUGGCUGGGAAUUAUUAUCAAUUGCUGUAGUAGUCACUCCUAAAAAUUAUGUGACAGAUGCUUUCUUUAGGAUUCUUAAAUAUCAGUUCCAAAACUACUCACUGAAAAGCCAGUCAUCAGUAUUUUUAUUGUCUGUGGGGAAGAGAUGUGCUUGUGUACCAAUGUUAUGUAGAAAGAUGAGCCCUUUGCACUGCUGCAAGCAAAUCAGGAGUGUGAAUGUGCUUAACAGGAAUCUCGUGCUUGAGAAUAAGAGAAUACUACCAAAGGAUGUGUACUUUCAGUAACUUGCAAGCACAAAUGGGAACUAUAAUGUAAAUAUUAGUAGCACUGUAAUUCCUAAGGUUUUUUAUAGCUAUUAUUUUUCUAGUUUGACAUUCUAAACCAGCAACCUAUUCAAGGUUUUACCUAACCUUUAGCCUUCAGUGAGUUUGACAACAACUUUUAUAAUGUUAAGAUUUUAAUUAAAAAUGGAUAUUAAAACUUCUUAUGCAGAAAUCUGAAGAAGCAGCUGCUGACAAAGCCACUCCAGUAGCAGUUAUUAGCUGAUGAACAGACAAUUUAUUAUAAUGAGUGGAGAAGUAGGAUGAAGAUCUAAGGCAUAGUUGCUCCCAACUGUCCAGAUUUCUGCAGCUCUUAAUCCAUUAUUGUCAAGACCAUUGUAAAAAAACAAACACUAAAAUUCUGGUAGACUUACCCAUUUGCUUGGAGAGAAGUAUAGAUACUUUUGACUUAAACUGAAGCACAAGUAACUUUUAAACAGCUAAUGUUAUUCAGGUUUAUAGCAAUUAAUAAGUUUAUUAAUUAAUGAAAAGAGUAAGUUUUAUAAUUGUACUAAUAAGACAACAGACUGGAUUUGUACAUUCCUGAGAAUGCACCAAAGUAUGCAGAAUAGCCCCAUCAGUCUGUAGGUGUUCAUAUUUACCCAAGAGCCUGAAUUUAAAGGAGUAUGCCACAAUUUCUCAUUCUUCAUUUUGUUUUGUGACACCAUUCUAUUCUAGUAAUGCAGUACUUCACCUUUUUACAGUGAAGUGUUUUCCUAAUUUUACAUAAAAACUUAUAUUCCUAAUGGAUCAUCUACAAAUUUGCCCUGUUUAUUUUUUAAUACUGACUAGUGAGAAAAACUGGUUCUUUGAGAUUGUUUUUGUAAAUACUUUCUACAGCAGAAAAUUUAGCCUCUUUUUUAUAGGCUUUUCUGCAAUACAUAUUAGGACAUUUGUUACACAUUGACUAAUGCAUGUGGCUGCUGGACAUGCAUAACCACCAGCAGCAGCAGGGUGUUAGCAGCUGAUAGUUGGCAUUGGUUGUGUUUACACACAGUGAAUGUAGAGCUCUUCCUUCCCUUGAAAUUUGAUCUACAUGUUGCAGAGAAAUAACCUGCAAAACUUACAGCAGUUUCCUAAUCCACUUUUGCAGUGUAGGAUCUAAAGAACGCAGUAGUGCAGUAAUUUAAAUUGACAUAAAACUAGAAUAGAUAAAAUUGUAGUAGACAAAUAUUUGUUGUUAUGGUAUUAGUUGCGAGGUAGUGUUGAGGGGCUAGAAUUUUUGAGAGUUCUGCUGGUUUUGCUUUGUUUCAUUUAAUUAAUAAUUGUUUGUUACCUCCGUGGUAGACACUCUUUCAAGCUGGGUGUUGGUAUAAAA